This is a messenger RNA of Canariomyces notabilis, 1645 nucleotides long. RefSeq names its product carbohydrate-binding module family 50 protein. The transcript has 4 exons. The record is from RefSeq and is a predicted model, not a curated record. The coding region runs from base 27 to 1640 and encodes 537 amino acids. Lineage: Eukaryota; Fungi; Ascomycota; Sordariomycetes; Sordariales; Chaetomiaceae.
AUUUCCCACACUCUGCGUUCGCAAGGAUGGCUGUUCAAUACUUCAUUCUUCUGGCUGCUCUCAGCAACCUGGGCUCUGUUCUCGCAGCACCAUCUGGGGCGAGGAUUAGAGAUGCCGUGCCCAAUUAUCCUGUGUACCCGGACACCACGCCAUACUGUUCGUGGUGGUGGGACAAUGAUGGCUCCAUCUCCUGCGAGGAGAUGCCAGAUGCCUGGGGCUUCACCUGGGACGACUUUGUGCGAUGGAACCCGUCUCUAGCUGCUGGCUGUAGCGCAUACAAGACAUCCAUGUCUUUUUGCGUGGAAGCUAGAGGCGAGCCUCCGGUGUCCACUACGGCCAAGCCUACUACCUCUACCUCCACCGGGACUCCCAGCACGAGAAGUUCCAGCACCAGCUCGUCGAGCAGCAGCAGUACCGUGAGGACGACAACCAGCACCGCUACAACUAGCACCUCGACUUCAACCUCGACCUCGACCACUCCUACCUCGACAAAGCCAACUAACGGCAUCGAGACGCCGAGCCCUACCCAACCCGGUAUGGUAGACAACUGCGACGCCUUCUACAAGGUGGUCACAGGGGACUCGUGCGACAGCAUCGCCGCCAAGAACGGCAUCUCGGUUGAGCAAUUCCGCUCAUGGAACACCAACAUUGGCGGCACGGCGUGCAACGGCCUCUGGGCCGACGCCUAUGUCUGCGUGUCGGUCAUCGGCCACACACCAACGCCCACUAACCCGGGUAACGGUAUUGCCACGCCCUCGCCCACACAGCCUGGCAUGGUUUCAAACUGCGAUGCCUUCUACAAGGUUGUUACGGGUGAUAGCUGUGACAGCAUUGCCGCCAAGAACGGCAUCACUGCCGCCCAGCUCUCCUCAUGGAACAACGUAGGGACGGCGUGCAACGGUCUCUGGGCCGACGCCUAUGUCUGCGUAUCUAUCGUUGGCCAUACCCCAACACCCACCAACCCGGGCAAUGGAAUUGCCACGCCGUCACCUACUCAGCCUGGCAUGGUCUCAAACUGCGACGCCUUCUACAAGGUUGUUACAGGUGAUAGCUGUGACAAUAUCGCCUCAAAGAACGGCAUUACUGUUGCCCAGCUCUCAUCGUGGAACAAUGUCGGGACGGGUUGCAGCGGCCUCUGGGCGAACGCCUAUGUCUGUGUAUCGAUCAUCGGCCACACGCCGACACCUACCAACCCAGGCAAUGGGAUUGCCACGCCGUCACCUACCCAGCCCGGCAUGGUCUCCAACUGCGACGCCUUCUACAGAAUCGUCACCGGCGACAGCUGCGACAGCAUCGCUUCCAAAAACGGUAUCAGCGUUGCCCAACUGGCGUCCUGGAACAGCGUUGGUGGUACGGCCUGCAACGGCCUAUGGGCCAACACCUACAUCUGCGUCUCCAUCAUCGGACACACCCCGACGCCCACCAACCCAGGAAAUGGCAUCUCAACCCCGAGCCCCAUACAGGACGGCAUGACUAGAAACUGCAAGACCUUCCACAGGGUUGUUGCAGGUGACUCGUGCGCGACCAUUGCCAGCCAGUACCGCAUCACCACCGCCCAGUUUAUCAGUUGGAACCCCGCGGCCCGGUCCGACUGCACUGGGCUGUGGGCGAACACGUAUGCUUGCGUUGCUGUUCUAUAAAGGGU